Chiloscyllium plagiosum (whitespotted bambooshark) is the source of this 3117-nucleotide messenger RNA. It is a transcript of the gene commd6, whose product is annotated as COMM domain containing 6. NCBI's taxonomy places the organism in Eukaryota, Metazoa, Chordata, Chondrichthyes, Orectolobiformes, Hemiscylliidae. Gene Ontology annotation, molecular function: NF-kappaB binding. The record is from RefSeq and is a predicted model, not a curated record.
AUGCGGUCAGAGGGCAGGGUUGAAAUCAGAGCAACCAAUCACCGCGCGCCGAUCCCACGUUGUCCAAUGGAACGUUGCGACUUUCACUUGGAACGCGGAUACAUUGAGGGGGCGGGGCCUCAGCUGAGAGGGGCGGAAGUGCUACCACUGGACAUGGCAGAUCCACAAACCCAACAGGGUACAGCCUGGGCUGGUUUUGAUAAUGUUGUCGAAAGCGUUAGCAAACUACCCCAAGAUUUGUUUGCGGAGGUGUGCCAGCAGAUCAUGCUAUACCUACAAUGCAAAAUCCCUGGUGUGAAUACACUUGAAAUGGUUGAAAGACUUCAAGCUGCUGGUGUUGAACUGGAUUUAGAAGCUACCAAGGAGCUGGUUCACGUUAUCUCCUUGUUUUUCAGGUCAGCUGCACAGAGUAACAUGUCCGCUGAAGAACUCAUUGCAAAGCUUGCAGAUAGCAGCAGUAAGUGGUCUAAGCAAAUGCUUCAAGUUGUUCGACAUGUGUGGACUGAACAGGGCAAACUAAUUGCAACACCAGAAGAUGCCAAGCACAUGCUCACUGUGGGACAGCUUGUUGAUUUGGAAUGGAAACUGGGAAUGGCAGUCAGUUCCGAUAAUUGCAGAUCUCUAAAUCACCCCUAUGUGACCAUGAUGCUGAAAGUAGCCAAUCCCUCAGGAGAAAUCAUUAGCAGGUCAUUUGAAAUGACAAUCCCUCAAUUUCAGAAUCUAUCGAAGCAGUUCCGGGAAGUGGCUACUGUUCUUGAAAUGGUAUAAAGCCUGUUUCUGGUGUGAACCUCUCACUAAUCCUGGAUUUCCAUUUAACUAUAGAACUGGAGGAAGAGAGUCCCACCAGUGGAAACAACUGCACUCGAUUUUGAUAUUUUGGAUUAUGUAUUUUUUCCCCUUCACAUCUAAUUAUUUUCGAUUGACUAUUAAUAAAUAUCUACCGUUGUUGUGAAGUUGAGAUGCUCUGGUGGGAGGAGGAAACAACACCAAAUGUUGCAUGAAAAAAUUUAGUGGAGACCUCACUUUACAAUGGUGGGGCGAGGGCUUAUAUAAAAACAAUGCUGCAGUGUCUGUUGUAGCACAUCAUGAAAAAUGCAUAAGUUGUAUUUGAAGAUAAGGUGAAUUUGCCUCCAUCUUGGAUGAAUACUUCCACUGUGCUAGCUAUCAGUCUCCUAUGAAACCAGUCUGGAUGGGAGCUGGUCUACAUAAUAAAAACCUUUGGCGAAUUGGCACUCAACUGUUCGUGCUCUUCAGGAAUCAAUCAUAGGCUGUGGCUGCAGGAGAUAUUAAGUUGGCAUUAGGAGUUUAUUUCUGCAAUUACUCAGACCAUAUUUUGUAAAUGUCAUAUUGUUUCUUUUGCAAAUAAAAGCAAAGGGGUGAUAGGAUGGGAUUUGGUUGUCUGUAACACAGGUGGUGGGGCAGGGCAGGGGGUGGGGAGGGGGGGGGGGGGAUUGACAAUCCACACAAUGGAAUAUUUAGACUUGGGCUCGUUAUUCUCUUCCCUUGUCUCUGUGAUAUGGAGAAAAAAAGCUUUAAUUCUCCUCCAUGCACCAUCUUGUUUCCUAGCUCACCACACUGAUAGAUUUCCAGGACUUUAUUAAAAAGUUAUCAUGUUUCCAGUGCAGAAAUGAGCUUUUUGACACAAUACAUCAGUACUAUUGCUCCACCUGAGCCUCCAUUCCAGGAUCCCUGGCAUGUGGCCAUAUCCUUUGGGUUAAACAUUCCUGACCUAGUAUCAUGUGCUCCCUACAGUGCAGGAAGAGAGGCCGUUUGGCCCAUUGAGUCUGUGCUGACUGGUUCACCACCUGCUUCAGAGGUUGAUUGGAAAAAUAGGUCAGUAACUUAAUUUGUUCAGUACUUUAGCAACUUGCACCCUGGCCUUCAGAUGUUCUAAUCUGAGAUAUUAUAGGUCUCUGGACUAGGUUGGAAGUGAACCUGGGCCUCCUGGCUCAGAAGCUGGGACAUUCAAUUUAAAUAAAAUUGACUGCGUAUUAUAACAGGGUAAUGUAAUUUCUGAAACCCAAGAAAAAUAUUGGACUGAACCAUUUAGAUGCGUCCUUUAUGUUUGUUUGUCUAAGUUCCUUCUAUAGUUUGCUGAGACCAGUGCACUUUCCUCCAACUUUUAAGUAUUUUCACAUGAUGAUAGGUUUAAGUUUGAAUAUUCAACAAUGCUAUAUCUGUUUCAGCUAACCACAUCUGCAUAGUCUUCAGUUUUCUGUUCUCCCUCAAGUAUUGACCUUAAAUGGAUGCUGCAGAGCUCUAGUCCCUCAUCCUAGUGACUCUUAUUAACAAAAAUAACAUGGAAAGGGAUCCUUGUAUUAAAUUGAUGGGUCAUGUAUAUUUCUGUAUGUAAUAUGCCUUAGAAUUAUGAGAGCUUGCACCUAGUUAGUUAUAAAUAGGAAUAGGUAGGAUAAUAUAUUGAUGUUUGCACAAGGCUUCACCUUUGGAAAGAGACGUAAACCCAUCAUCUUUUCUGUCAUUCAGGUAGUCACCUCUUUAUUUACUGUGUGUGUUAUCAGAUGUUGUCCGCAAUGGGGAAACGCACAUCACUAUUUUAGGCUCAUGAUGCUCCGGGAAGACUGGGGUGAAUGGAUCUGUCUAACUAACAUUUUCUCAUUAACUACGUCAAAUGGUCGACGUGAUCUCAUACUGUUCAGAAAGGUGCUGUACUCGGUGGGGAAAGAAAAUCAAAUAUUUGUCCAAUCUUUACAUUUUUAGAGGCUAUUGCUGAUUAUCUACCAAUGACGAUGAGUUCUGGUGGAUUAAAAUUGUGACCAGGUAUCUCUGUCUUGUCUAAUGAUCCUAAACGUCUGUCCUUCACAGAACAUGACAAAUUAGCACAAUGUAUUACUCCAUGCAAUCAAUGGACUUUUCAGAAUUGAAAAUGAAACUCUUUGUUCAGCUUUGAUAAGUUGAACAACAUCUCCCCCUUUUGGACUGUCUUGGUUAUAUUUUUGUCAGUGGCUCAUACUUAAGCCUUUUAAUAAGGCUUUUUGCAAAGAUGUCAAUUGUUAGUGUUUUUUCAAUUGCCUGAUCUUCUCGUCUCUGUAACUUGGACUGUGCCUCUUUCUUUCUAUCCAUUGGUAAAAUAUUAAAUUUAAAAGCUGUGAGGUAUAA